AGUUCGACUUGGACUUUCACUUUCAUUCGUUACCACUCAUCACUCCAAUUGGAAUAAUCUAAUUCACUUGUCUUUCAAUUUCCGAAUUUUAAUUUUAUUUCUUUCUUUUAUUAUUAAUCUUAUUUUCACUUUUCAACAAUUUAAAUAUGAUUCGAUUUGUUACAUUCGUUACUCUCUUCGCCUCCGCUUAUUGUGGCCUCAUCGCUGCUCCAGCAGCUUAUGCCCCAGCCGCCGCCAUCCUCAACACCGGAGCUUCAUCACAAUACAGAAGUCAGGAUAAUAUUGGAAACUAUGCUUUCGGAUACAAUGAAGAUCAUUCCACCGGUGGUACUUUCAGACGUGAAAGUGGUGAUGCUUUUGGCACCAAAGUUGGAUCAUAUGGAUUACGAGAUGCUGAUGGUCGACUCCGAAUUGUCAACUACGUCGCCGAUGCUAACGGUUUCCGAGCCACAAUCUCAACCAACGAACCAGGAACUGAGCCUCGUGAUCCAGCUUCAGUCUUGAUCAACAAAUCGCCCGCUAUCAUUGCUGCUCCCGCUGUAGCUGCUCCAGUUGUUGCCGCUGCUGCUCCCGUAGCCGCUGUUUCCCCAGUUGCUGCCCCAGUUGCCGCUGUUGGUCCAGCUCCUCUUGCAUAUGCACCUUCAUACUCAGCUCCAGCCUACGCUGCUCCAGCUUAUGCUGCCCCAGCUUACGCUCCAGCUGCUUUUGCUCCAUCCGCCGUUUAUGGUUCACCUUACACUUACCCUGCAGCCGGUUAUGGUUAUGCACCAUACGGAAAUUUCGGUCUCAGAAAAUAGAUCAGCUGAAUUAGUUUAAUUCCUUCCCUAAAUCAACACUCAUCAUUUACCAGAAUUACCAUCAAUCUAUUUUAAUCUCAUUUGAUUCACUUUUCUAAAUUUCCUUCAACUUUAAUCAUCAUCAUGAUCAAACCAAUUUACAGUUAAUCAUCUUCUUCCUCAUGUGUGUAGCUGCCAUAAAUCACAGAGAAAAAUGAACAAUCAAUUUAAUAAUGACCUGAAAACCUCUUUAAAAUUAUUCUAAUUGUAAAUCUAAAUUAAAUUGUUACGAAAAAAAUAUCAACAAUUCAAGAGAAAAACAAUCAAUAUGAAAUAAAGAUUAAAAUUUUUUUCUACCACAAAACAUUUUCAACUGA
This is a messenger RNA of Panonychus citri (citrus red mite), 1153 nucleotides long. Its product is annotated as adult-specific rigid cuticular protein 15.7-like. Gene Ontology annotation, molecular function: structural constituent of chitin-based larval cuticle. The record is from RefSeq and is a predicted model, not a curated record. Lineage: Eukaryota; Metazoa; Arthropoda; Arachnida; Trombidiformes; Tetranychidae. The transcript has 4 exons. Gene Ontology annotation, cellular component: chitin-based extracellular matrix. The coding region runs from base 147 to 797 and encodes 216 amino acids.